This is a messenger RNA of Chelonus insularis, 1967 nucleotides long. It is a transcript of the gene Cbs, whose product is annotated as Cystathionine beta-synthase. The transcript has 6 exons. The record is from RefSeq and is a predicted model, not a curated record. Gene Ontology annotation, cellular component: cytoplasm. NCBI's taxonomy places the organism in Eukaryota, Metazoa, Arthropoda, Insecta, Hymenoptera, Braconidae. Bases 274 to 1749 code for a protein of 491 amino acids. Gene Ontology annotation, molecular function: cystathionine beta-synthase activity.
UCAGUAGGGCGGCUGUUGCUCUAUUCCACAUGAUUCAAUAUCUUCAACACAUGUAUACUUCAGUAGUCCGUAGGAAUUCACAGUAGUUAUCAAUCAAGAAUUUAUUUAGCUGUUCUAAUCGUAUAUACAUAAAAACAUAUUGGCAAUCGAAAAAUUAAAUAAUUCAAGUACAUUUAUUUUAACAAAACAUUAACAAUUUAAACUCAAAUACAUAUUUUUUGUAUAUUUUAUAAAUUUUUUUUAUAAUAAAAAGUCAAAUUAAAAAUUAAAAAUAUGGAAGAUCAUCCAUCCAAUGCUCCAAGUCGCUGCACGUGGACACCCAAUGGCAAUAAUCCACAUAUUCGUCGUAAUGUAUUCAAUGACAGAAAGAAAGUACAACCCAACAUUUUGGAGCUUAUCGGACAAACUCCGAUGGUGAAACUUAACAAAGUACCCCGGAACCAUGGAGUACAAUGUGAAAUUUUUGCUAAAUGCGAAUAUCUUAAUCCUGGAGGAUCCGUCAAGGAUCGUAUAGCAUAUCGAAUGAUUCAAGAUGCUGAGGAAAAAGGAUUUUUAAAGCCUGGUUAUACAAUAAUUGAACCAACCAGUGGAAAUACUGGAAUUGGAUUGGCUAUGGCUGCAGCAGCUCGAGGUUAUCGAUGUAUAAUUGUAAUGCCUCAAAAAAUGUCUAAUGAAAAAUUAUACACAUUACGAAUUUUGGGCGCUGAAAUAAUAAGAACUCCAACAGAAGCUGCAUGGGAUAGUCCUGAAAGUCAUAUCAGUGUUGCCGAGCGACUUCGCCGUGAGAUUCCAAACAGCAUAAUUUUGAACCAAUAUAUUAACUCUGGAAAUCCAUUGGCACAUUAUGAUCAAACUGCUGAAGAAAUUUGGCAACAAACUGAAGGAAAAAUAGAUUAUUUUGUAGCUGGUGCAGGUACUGGCGGUACCAUUACUGGAAUAGGUCGUCGACUUCGGGAAUUAUCUCCAAAAACAAAGUUAAUAGCUAUUGAUCCAGUUGGUAGCAUUUUAGCUGAGCCAGCUGUAACAGAUGAUCUUAAGAAAACGUUUUACGACGUUGAAGGUGUCGGGUAUGAUUUUAUACCAACGGUGUUGGAUCAUAAUGUCAUUGAUGAAUGGAUUAAAUGUAGCGAUUCUGAAUCGUUUAAUAUGGCACGUGAGUUAAUUAAAGAAGAAGGACUAUUAUGUGGUGGUAGCAGUGGCUCCGCUGUAGUGUCAGCUCUUAAAUUUGCUAAAAGUCUUUCCGCUGAUAAGAGAGUUGUUGUUUUACUUCCUGAUGGAAUUCGUAAUUACAUGACUAAAUUUGUUUCUGAUACUUGGAUGGUAGCACGAGGAUAUAUGACUCUACCAGCGCCUGAAGGAAAAGAAAAUUGGUGGAAUAAUACAAUUAGUAAAGAUAUGAUAAUUAAUCCUGAUACAUUGCCAUCGAAUAUUACUUGCAAAGAGGCAUAUGACAAAAUCAAUGCUGGAGGAACGGAAUUUCUAUUAAUUGUUGAUAAUAAUAAAGUUAAAGGCUACAUUACUUUACAGUCAAUUAGAUCAGGAAUUUUAAAUUCCACAGUUCAGUGGUCUGAUAAAAUUGAUGAUGUUAUGAUUAAACAGUUUUAUCAAAUACCGAAUACUGCAACGGUCGGACGGGUUGUAAAAGUUCUUGAAGAAGAAUUAUUUGUUGUUAUUGUCGAAGAAAUGGUUACUGACGAUAAAUUUAUAGGCAUUAUUACACAGAAAAACAUUUUUGACAUUAUUAAUUAACUGUGACGAACUUGAUUUAAGAUAAAUAUUUUUAUGGAGAUAUUCCAUUUUUUAUCAAUUUAUUGUUUGAUAUUUUCUUACAGCUUGAAUCACGGAAAGGGUAUGGAUCUCAUUUAAAAAUUAUCAGCACUAAUGACGAUUAAUUACAUAUGUAUUCGAGUGAAAAUAAAUGUUUAUAUUAAGCUUAUUAAAAAUAAAAAAAAAAUUAAUAACAUGAA